Molecule: messenger RNA, 1233 nt
Organism: Pocillopora meandrina
Lineage: Eukaryota; Metazoa; Cnidaria; Anthozoa; Scleractinia; Pocilloporidae
Source: the annotation of a GenBank genome assembly
AUGAACACCAGGUCGCAAAUACCCAAAGGAAACAAACUGUUUUUACCGAAAAUUGAAUAUGCAAAGCUUACAGAAGACAGGCCGUUAGGCGACGAAGACCCAAACAUGAAGACCGUUUUUUCCGAUGACGAGCUAGAAAAGAGCAAUGGUGAAUCUGAAACUGAGGAGAAAAUUCCUCUGUUAAAUCUCAACUACAAUAUGAGUACUUUCACGCGUUUUUCUGUUUUACCACCGAUACAGGAUAACGCACGACAUGGGAGAAGAUUGAGCUACGCGCGUAGAUUUUCAUUUGCGUCGUCGAACGGGUCAGCUGCUAGUCACGAUACAAGCAGGAAAAGCAGUGAGGGGAAAUCGCAUAAAAACGUAGACUUCUCCAGUUUCGUAGCUCAGCAAAGAAAGGACUCGAGCGGUGAAUAUGAUAAGCAUUUACAAGUGGUUGGUAGGCCUUGCUUAGCUGAAAAACGCGAAACUCUGGGGAAAGAUCAGCUUCGAUCUAAACCGCGAAUCCCUCAACGAUCUUUCAGUAGCCCUGUGGGAUCUGAUAGUGACAAAUCCAGUUGUAAAGGCUGCAAUGUGCUUCUAAUAAGGCAGCGUUCAAAAACAGAAGGUGGGCAAUAUCCUAUUGACUCGCAAUCAAGAGCUGACGUCGUACAACACACGUGUAUCAGAAGUGAGGAAUUUUCGGGUAAAAUUCAAAAGAGAUUUAAUUCAAACAGCUUACAUUUGCAAAGCGAACAUCAUGCCUACGAAAAGAAUAAUAACAGAAUUCAAUCCGAAAGAAGAAAAGGCUCUACUACAGCCACAAGACAAUCAGAAAGAAUAGGUUUAUCGGUUGCAACACUUGCAAAUGGCAGACGACCUGUAAGUCGAUGCGAAAUAGACUUGAAUGUCAAUUCAUCUGUGUCAUUUGAGCAAGAUACACAUGUUUUGAAUGAGCAGCGAUCAAAUUCGCCGCCAUCAAUAAGUAUCUAUGAAUCUAAGGAAAAAACCGCUUCAAACGAGAAGCGAGACCAAAGCGAAGAAACUGCAUACUCUCUGCAAGGAAUGCCACAAAUUCAAAUUUUAAUCGACUCGCUUGAAAACGCAAGAGAGGAACUUCCAAAAGCUUCUAUGGAUGUUCCGUAUACUUCGUUGAGGGAGAAACGAAGACGGUCGGCACUGUGUAGAAAUAAUUCGAAACAAGUGGAUGAUUUUCUUCUAGUGCAUAAUCUUCGAGAUUUAGGCUUGCUUUAA